This is a messenger RNA of Callorhinchus milii (elephant shark), 940 nucleotides long. It is a transcript of the gene gatc, whose product is annotated as glutamyl-tRNA amidotransferase subunit C. Gene Ontology annotation, cellular component: mitochondrion; glutamyl-tRNA(Gln) amidotransferase complex. The transcript has 5 exons. The record is from RefSeq and is a predicted model, not a curated record. Lineage: Eukaryota; Metazoa; Chordata; Chondrichthyes; Chimaeriformes; Callorhinchidae. Gene Ontology annotation, molecular function: glutaminyl-tRNA synthase (glutamine-hydrolyzing) activity. Gene Ontology annotation, biological process: glutaminyl-tRNAGln biosynthesis via transamidation; regulation of translational fidelity; mitochondrial translation. The coding region runs from base 74 to 625 and encodes 183 amino acids.
GGGGGGAGGAGCAGCUCCUCCUCCUGACGCCGCCGCCGCCGCCCUGAGGCCUGAGGUCGGGCCGCGGGAGGGGAUGUGGCGCCGCCUGGUGCCGGACAGGGCCGCCUGGCCUCGGGCCGGAGGGGUGGGUCCGGCCACCUGGCGAGGGAUCCACCGGCCCCCAACGGGGAGACCAGAGAGGCCGAGAGAGCGCGGGGGUCAGGCCGGGCAGCGCGACAGGGGAGCCCGGGGCCUGGUGCCACAAGCUCCAACCUGGCAAGCGCUCGAGGAGCAUCAACUCCCAGAGAGAACGGAAGUGACUCCGGAUAUGAUUGACCAUCUGGAACGGCUGGCACUUGUAGAUUUUCAGAACCAGGAGGGUGUGGAGACACUGGCAAAGGCCAUACAGUUCGCUGAUCGGCUUCACCUUGUGGACACUGAGGGAGUGGAGCCCAUGGAUUCAGUCCUGGAGGACAGAUGUUUGUACCUGCGUGUGGACGAGGUCACUGAGGGUUACUGUGCAGAGGUGCUGCUCAGCGGCGCGAGCCAAGUUGUAGAGGAAUACUUUGUGGCCCCACCAGGCAACAUCCCACUGCCAAAAAAAGAAGAGAGAGAAUCUUUUGGAGUGCAGAAUUGUGACUGGUAAAAGAAUGCCAAGUCAUCAAUAAUAGACAAUAUUUAUCAAAGAAGUAAAUCAUUCUUAAACUGGAAGGAUUUGAAAUUCAGUCUUUCCCAUAGACUGCUUGAAAUCACCUGACAUUGUUCCCUUGAGGGUCACACUCUGUAUGAAUAAUGCCAACUUGUGCAAGGUCUCAAAGGGUAAAAUGUACUGGUCGACUGAUACCCAAGGAAAAGAACCAAAUCAAAACACGUUCAGAAGAUGGUGACAAUGGCCAUUGAAUGUGGAGUUUGAGGAUUUUAGAGAAACCUUUCAAAUAAAAAUGUUUUUCUUGUCCUAAAA